This is a messenger RNA of Pseudophryne corroboree (corroboree frog), 1525 nucleotides long. RefSeq names its product TNFRSF1A associated via death domain (gene TRADD). Gene Ontology annotation, biological process: extrinsic apoptotic signaling pathway; positive regulation of canonical NF-kappaB signal transduction. Gene Ontology annotation, cellular component: tumor necrosis factor receptor superfamily complex. The transcript is spliced from 5 exons. Lineage: Eukaryota; Metazoa; Chordata; Amphibia; Anura; Myobatrachidae. The coding region runs from base 219 to 1139 and encodes 306 amino acids. Gene Ontology annotation, molecular function: transmembrane receptor protein tyrosine kinase adaptor activity. The record is from RefSeq and is a predicted model, not a curated record.
AUCACUGUCUGUGUUGGGGAAAGGCAGGAAGAGAGGGACCUGUCAGUAUUUGGUGUGUGGUCAAAUGUAAGGUGUUUCCUGGUCUCUGCAGCAGUGUAAGAGUUAAGUGGGCGGCAGGUUCCUGCUGAUUGCAGCGUCACUGGCCGGGGUGUGUGAGCUGCAUGCAAGGUCGGAAGAGCUGAGGCUGCUGCUGGGAACUGGGAGAACAGGCCUUAAAGAUGACAUCCAGUCCUAGUGAUUGGGUUGGAAGUGUUUACCUCUACAUCCAAUCAGAUUCUACCUCUCUCCCUGCUCAAUAUGACAGUUGCAGAGCCUCGGUGUACGCUGCACUCAGCAAAGCAUUGACAGACGUUUCCAGAGUUUCCACAAAUUCUCUUGAGAUCCUAAAGAUUAAUAGAGGUGACCGUGAACUGAUUCUUCACCUCAAAUUCUGUGGACAAGAGACUUGUAAGAGUUUUCUCCAGGAUUACCGAGAGCGGAGGAUACAUCAGCAUUUACAAAACCAACUCGGUCAUUGCCUAACCAUGGGGUCUCUGAUAGUACAUUUGGAGCUCAAAGUGGACGGAGAGAAGCUUGACACUAUUCUAGAGAACGAGAACCAAUGUCUGCGGUAUAUUUUCUCACUGAAGCCCAGUUAUCAGAAGGAUGAUGAACUUGCAGAGCUGGACAGGAAUUUAAUGCAGUUGUCGCUGUGUUCAGUCACUCCACAGAACAGCAACUCUCCUUCCAGCCAGGGCUCCUCACUGUGUCCAUCCAGCCAGGGCUCCCCACCCCACACUCUGCGCUCUGGAUCAUCUGAAGGAAACACCUUCCGAUUUCUGGGACAAGAAUAUGUUGACAGGCCUCUGACUGCGGCACAUCACCAGCUGUUUGCCAAUUCGGUGGGCAGGUCCUGGAAGAAAGUGGGCAGGACGCUGAAGAAAGACUGCCGCGCUUUACGCGAUCCGGCCAUAGAAAACCUGGCUUUCGAACAUGAGAAAGAAGGUUUGUACGAACAGGCCUACCAGAUGCUGCGACGUUUCAUUGAUUGCGAAGGGAGGAAAGCCACGUUACAGAGACUUGUGGACGCACUGGUAGAUAAUGAACUAAAUGGAAUAGCCGAGGACCUUCUAGCUUUGCCUGAAAACGAACUGAAAUAGGUGUUUGGGGAAGGAACCUGUCCUUGGUUUACUUUAAUCUUUUCACAAAUGUGUGAUGUGGAGACAGGCAGGUCCUUGUCUUAUCCAUUGUGUAACGGAGUGCCAACUCUCAUACAGCAGUGUUUAAAAUGCUUACACUACUCACCUCUGCAGGUAGGUACAUCAUCAGCAGAGGUUGAGAGGUCACUGCAGGCCUGCUACACCGACCAGUGUCUUGUCUCGAUCAAAGUAAAGAGAAAAAGCUAAACUACUUCUUGGUAUAUAGAACCCAACCUCCCUUCAUUCACUUCUGUGCCUCUAGGUUGUCCCAUUUUAGAUUUGGAUAAGAAGGAAAGUCACUUUUAAUGUCUUCACUAAUUUUUAAUAGAUCUUUUUGGAAUCUUUAA